Silurus meridionalis is the source of this 4751-nucleotide messenger RNA. RefSeq names its product colony stimulating factor 3 receptor (granulocyte) (gene csf3r). Gene Ontology annotation, molecular function: cytokine receptor activity; granulocyte colony-stimulating factor binding. The coding region runs from base 404 to 2902 and encodes 832 amino acids. NCBI's taxonomy places the organism in Eukaryota, Metazoa, Chordata, Actinopteri, Siluriformes, Siluridae. The record is from RefSeq and is a predicted model, not a curated record. Gene Ontology annotation, cellular component: external side of plasma membrane; signaling receptor complex. Gene Ontology annotation, biological process: cytokine-mediated signaling pathway. The transcript is spliced from 17 exons.
GAAAAAAUAGAAAAAAAAGAGAAGUGUGAUAACAAGAGAGUGUUUCCUGUAAGAUUAUUUCUUAAUCAAGUACACAGUGUUCUAAGACAUUUGGGCCAGCAGUAAGAGUAACAGAUAACACAUUACUUCCAGUGUGGUGGAGCAGAGAAUAAAAAAGAAAUACGUAAAACCUCACUAGUUAAAAUCACUAGGCAGUUACUAAACAACUUCGAAAUCUGACUGUAUUACUUCUUAUUUUCACCGAACACAUUUAAUGGAAACAAAUAAAUCAAUUUGUGGCAACAGAGACGCAAAAAACAGUGCAGCUAUAUAAAGAUCACCCUGUCUAACAGAAAUGGAAGCAAAUGAAUCCUACUUACAUGCUAACAUGUCCUAAGAAACUCGUUCAAAGAUUCCUUCCAUCAUGUCUCUGCAAUGGACCACAGUACAUGCUGUGCUCUGGACUAUUCUGUAUUUGUUCACAAAAAAUGUCAGAGCAUCACCAUGUGCUGAGGUAAACAGCUCAUCAACAGUGGUUCCUCUUGGCUCAGCAGUCAGUGCUUCCUGUUACAUCAAAAAAGAGUGUACACUAACACAAACCUCAGGUUAUUUUAUUAAAUGGAAAAGAAACGCUCAGUUUAUCCACCGUAGUAAUGCCAGUCAGAAGAAUGUAUAUGACGUCUACAUAACCAACCUUACUGACAUGCAAAAUGUGCUGGAAUGUUUUGUCUGCGAUUAUGAUACCUGCAACAUUGUGGGCGCCGUGGAGAUCAGAGCAGGGUAUCCUCCAUCCGUCCCACAGAACUUGACUUGCUUAAUAAAUCUAAAUGAAUCCCCUACAACUCUGGAGUGCACUUGGCUCCAUGGUAAAAAAACUUCUGACAUUCCAACAAAUUACACCUUGUACACAGAAUUCAGAGAUGUAUCAAAUAAAUUGCAACGGUUCGCCUUUGUUCCACCACCUGAUGAGAAUUUCUUCAGGGUUCCACGUUUUGGCUUUACUUUGUUUUAUGAAAUGCAAGUUUAUGUGGUAGCAAUGAAUGCCCUUGGUCAGACCACAUCCAAACUCCUAGUGAUGGAUCCAAUGAUAACAGCUAAGCUGGAUGCUCCUGUGAUUCAAGGGGUUGGAACACAAACAUUUGGAUGCCUUGAAUACAAAUGGAGUCUCUCACCUACUCAGAAGUGGAUAAAAAAGACAUUAAAUAUAGAGAUCAAAUUUAAACCUGUGAAUAACAAGAUUUUCAGUGAAGAAAAGUUUAAUUAUAGACCUGAUAAGAAAGUUAAGGUGUGUGGUCUGCUUCAUGGCAUGAGCUACGAAUCACAGAUGAGGGUAAGGUAUCAGAGCAGCCCAUGGAGCGAGUGGAGUAACACUACCGUGGCUACUACACCCAUGAAAGCUCCCACUGGCCGGCUAGUCACAUGGCUGAAGCUACAGAAGCCAGAAAGCAGGAAUCCAACCGCACAGCUGUUUUGGAAGCCAUCUUUGCAGUUUCGGCCCAACAGCAUGAAUGUAUCUUACACUGUAUCACUAAUCGGAGAAUUUACAAAGAAGAAAGAAACUGUGUGUGUCACAGAUCAGCAACACUGCUCUUUCCAGAUACAUGCAAAGGUCAAGAAGGUCUACCUAACCACCUUGAAUGAAGCAGGGAAAUCCCACCCUACUGAAGUGGCAGUGUACAGACGAAGAGGACUGGAUCCUGUCUCUUUUUUUAACGUACUUCCACAAUCUGAGGAGUCUUUGAUGGCCAACUGGAAAAGCACGGAUAACUCAGUCAUUAGUGCAUAUGUGCUGGAGUGGAAAGCAUUAUGUGGGAUGAAACAGAAUCAUGUCUCUUUUGAAAUUGUUGACAGAAAUCAGACCAGAAUGGUAGCAUCCGGUCUUGAGCCUUAUAUGCCUUAUGAAAUUUCAGUGUAUCCAAAGUAUGGCGGUGGUAUUGGUCGACCCUACAGCAGUGUGGUAUACACAAAACAAAAAGCCCCUUCCACUUCUCCAAAACUGGACACUGGACAAAUCACACCUACUUUUAUAGAACUUUACUGGGAUGAAAUCCCACUGGAGCAGAGGAAUGGAAUCAUUACUGGCUAUAAGAUUUUCUACAGAGAUGAGAAAAACAACACAGGAGUUAAAGACACUGAGAGCACAAUCAGGCAUGUGGUGCUCAAAGAUCUCUAUCCUUUCACCGUCUAUGAAAUCUUCCUGAUGACUAGCACAAAUGGUGGCAGUGUGAAUGGGUCCAUUGUAAAAGUGAAAACUGCAUCUAUUGAUGCCUUCGAGAUUGUUCUGAUUGUCAUUCCAGCAUGUGUUGGAUUGACACUUUUCUUCUUUGGUGUGUUUACCUGUUUUAUCAAACAAAAGUGGAUGAAGAAGUAUUUGUGGCCAGUGAUUCCAGACCCUGCCAACAGCAAUAUUAAAAAGUGGGCAACAGCUGAUUCUUUGGAAUGCAUGCAGCCCUUUAAAGAGGACAAGGACCCUAUGAUCGUGUAUCUCUCUAACAUCAGUAUUCUGAGUCUGCCUGAGAAAGAGAUGUUGAAAGGAGACGAGAACAUCAAGAUCAACAAUUGGCCAUAUAAUGGCAAAAGUGUGGAUGCUGGCCACAAUGAGCCAUCCCAUGAUUCUGAAUCAUUUGAGUUAGAGCAGCAAAGUGAGUCUGUGCCUUAUGCUACAGUUGUCUUUGCUGAGCCAUAUCGACGCCAGCCAGUCUCUCCACCGGUCUACCUGCGCUCAGAGUCCACACAACCACUAUUGGCAGAAGAAGAACCUUCCAGUCCUCGUCAGUAUGAGAAAAUUACCAACCAGGUCAAUCUUGCUGAUGUACACCACUUUUCAUCCUUUAACAAGAAUCUCAGUGUUAAAGAAGAAAAUGCUUCACUUUGGGUGGAUUUCCCUAUGCUCAGGUGUUUGGAAAUGAACAGCAAGUCUUAAAUUCAAUGUGUUCAUAAACAGCUAUAAUACAAUGGUUAAUUUCUUUCUCAGCUUGGAGCGGUGAAAUAUUAUGACUUUUGUUUUGUAAUUUUUUUUCCCUUUGAGACAGAGUCAUAUAUUGCUGCAGUCUGUGACCUUGUGGUCCUACUCUUAGCAAGUAUAAUAUUAACUAUUACCAAUAAAUAAACCCACCAUCUUAUUCACAUUGUAAUAUCUGAGGGAAUAAUAUACACAUGACAAGAGUAAGAUUUGGUUAGAAAGACAAACACUGUCACUGUUAGAGCAUUGUCACUUUUGUACAUGAUGGAUUUUAUUGGCCAGCAGUUCAAUCUGUUCAUGCACUGACCUAUAAAAUGUGUAAAUCUAAUGAUUUAAUAAUCCAAAUUAAUUUUGAGUGAAGCAUAAUUAAGUUUGCCGACUGUGACAUGCUGCAAAAUGAAGGCAUAAUUUACACAAGGCAUUUCAUGAUUUAGAGGUUAUACUUGAUUGGGUUUGGGUUACUCUGUGCUUUCAUUUUCUUGUGAAGAAAGAUUUAAUCACAUUUUCUGUUCCAAAUUGCCACAAAAAUGUCAAGUUCACUCAAUCUUGACAGUCACUGGUCCUAAUGAAUAGUGAAGUAGUAUGGUAAUGUGUAGAAGAAUUUGCUAUUGGAUGUAAAAUUUUUAUUAUUAUUAUUACUUGAAAAUUCUUGAAUUGACAAAGAAAUAACUUUACAGAAUGUGUUAUUGUUCUGAUGUCCAUUUCUCUGUUCUGAUUUCUGAAGCAUUAUAAGUAACAGCACUUUUUUUUAGCUGCUACAGCUGUGAAGUAGCUAAUGGCUCUGAAAAGAUUUAGCUGUCUGUCCUUGUAAAGUGUUGACUCGGUACAUUUACUUUUUUGGCUGAUUGUCUUUCUUCAAAGCAACUUAUAAUUGCGCAUGAUACAAAUUGAGCAGUUAGUGUUUAAGGGCUUUGUGGCUGACCAGAGAACAUUCGGAGGAAACUGAACUUGAAUUCAUAAAUCAAACAGUAUCCCAAAUUCUUAACCAUUUAACAACAUUCACCAAGCCAAAAAAGAUAUGGUCAAUAUUACAAUUUUUGAAAGUGUAUGUUGUAUGAAUUAAUGAAGUAACAUUUGGUGCUCAUCAAGGCUCUGUACUAGGGUCUCUUCUGGUUUCAUUUGCAUUUACAUUUGGGAGAUACAUCUACAUUUAUGGAAUUACUUUCCAUUUUUAUGCUGAUGUCAUAAUACUUUAUAUUUUGUUGUUGUUAUUGAUGAUUUUGUUGUUAAGCCAAGUGAAAUGAUACAACUUUAUAAUAUUAUAAUUAUUAUUAUUAUCAUUCAAUGUUUUUAUUUUCUUAUAUUUCAUAAUGAUAAGAAAACUAAAACUUCCUGUCUUCCAGUGUCCAACCUAAUCUGUGUGUGACACAAUUCUUCUUGUUUACUAAUUUGUCAGGAUGAAAAUCUGGUGGUUGUUACUGUUGAUUUUUUCUAUUUCAGUUAAAAAUACCAAGAGAAAAAUUACUGGAUAUUCAGAUACUGUAAGUUAGGGCAUGCCCACAGCACAGUUUAAACAAUGAAAUAAGGUAGAGCCUUACUGGAAUUUUGUUCUUAAAAUUAAUUUUAUUUGACUCUAAGUUUUAUCAGGGUUUGAAUCACUCUUAAUUUAGCAUUUCUACUUUUUGGGUUUUUUUCAUUUUGCUCACAUUUUUUUAUUGUGUUCCUUUUUUUGUAUGCUGAUUAUGUAAAAGUGCUACUUAUAUAGUCACAAAUACUAGAUAAUAAAAAUUAAUUCAGAUAGUUUAAACAUAACCUACUCUGGAUUUAAAAAAUAGAUAAAUAUAAUGAAUAAACUAAACAAAAAACAGGA